GUGGACAACCUGGCAAAACAUAUUUUUUCACUCAUAAUUUUCUAUUUUAUACCUAUUUUCUACUGAAAAUAAGUUCAGAUAUUUUUCACACACAAUGGCAGGGCAGAUGAAGUCCAUAUGUGUGGAUCCAUGGCAGCUGAUAGCCUCAAAAGUCACCCGUGCAGUGGUAUUCAUAGAUAAUGCAAGUGCUGAAUGCUUACAUUGGUCAGGUGGUGUGACCAGAUUCUUCGAACAGGGUGCACUUGACAUCAAGGAACUCUCAUCUUUUGAAUCGGGCGAUCCAGCCCAUAAAAAAGCUGUCUUCAUCACAAGCUCACUUCUGUUUGACACAACAGCCAGCAUCAUUGAAGACGUCAUAGGAGCCAGCGAUUUCCAAUAUGUUAUUGUCAUCACCAACCAGAGCUCGCACCAACAUCUCUACGCCAGAACGGGGUCCGUGGAUGGUGAUGAUAAAGAGGUGUUCUUUCAGUUUGAGGAAAAGGUCCUUGAGUGGAUGGGUAAUAUGAAUUUCACCAGCGAAGUACAUCAUGUACCAUUCAGUGCAGCAUGUGUCACACCAGACCUGUUUGUGCUGCCAUCUUUCGGUCACGUGUUCCCAUUCUUGCCAGGCGAUAACAAGAGAAUUGAAUUUCAACUCAAUAAGGGAAAGAUUGCAAGUGGUGAAAGAAAGAAAUUGGAAAGCUUGGCAGAUGUCGAAUUCAAUCAGUUACCGGAGGCUGUACGAGUGCAAUACAUGGGAAUCGUGAGCGCCUUGAAUGACCUAAUGAACCAGUUGAAAGUUUGCGACGACUGCUAUGCUGUCGGACACACUAGUCGAAUGCUGGCGACUGAGUUGGCGAACUAUGCACCGGCCAGGGGGAGAAGGAAGGCCGCUACUGAUAAGGCAUCGAUCUUAUUCGUGGAUAGAACUUUAGACUUGGCAGGACCGUGUAGUCAUCUCGGCGAAAAUGUUGUCGAUAAAAUACGUCAUUUGCUGCCCGAACUUCCACACCAUAAAAACGACGUGUGCGUGAAUAUGGUUAAUCUGUGCUCAGUAAUUAGUGAUGACAGUCAGCAUGAUGUCAUAGUACCGGGUUGCCUGGCUCAAGUCGAAGCCAGCAAGUCUGCUGAUCUCCUCAAUCAGCUGGUCCAUUGCAAGCAAAAGGAAGCUCUGAUGGAAGUCAACAAACGGCUCGUUGAAGCCGCCAUGAAGGAGAACCUCCCGCUGAAGAUGUCCGGCAAACCAGGGCGGAUCACUGCUGAUCAGCUCGAGUCCCAUGUAAAGCUUUUCAAGGGAAACAGUACUGCCAUCCAGAAACAUAGCGGUUUGCUGCAGAUUUCGAAUUCCAUCAUCCAAAUGCUUCGUCACAGCCAGUUCGCCCGUCACGAUGCCAUGAUGAGUAUCGAGAAGCUGCUUCUGCAGAACAUUUGGGAUGAGGACUGCCCGAGUGCAGCAAGUCAGAUCAGCUUAUUACUAGAUAGGGAGUUGAAGAAGCCCAAACAUGAAAGAGAGGUGAGCAUUGAGGAGGUGCUUCACCUGUUGGUGUUCUCGUAUGGACUGGUGGAGGACGCGACUUACUCCACGAAGGAGGAGGACGAAUUGAAGGAACUCCUGACCAACGCCGUCACUGCUGAGGAGGUGCUGCCAGAUACACUUGAGACAAUUUUUGCCGACCCAGGAAAUCGAGACAAUGUCAUGGCAACUUGGGGCACCAUCUUCUCAAGACUGCGGGCUCUUAGUCAAGUCAGGAAAGACCUCAAGAAAUUCAGGCAAAUUUACGACGCCGGAGGCGUGACGUCCCCGGCGUGUUACCGGCCCUUGUUACAACAGAUAGUGGAGGAGAUCUUUAACUCGAGCAAACCGGAGUUGGUGGAUGUGGAGUACAAGUCGGGAAAACUGAAGGACUUACUCAAAACAGGCUUCGGUUACUUUAUGAGCGUCAGCAAGCCGCGGCCAAACGACCACCCGCUUCUCAUCGUCUUCAUCGUUGGCGGAGUGACAAGUAACGAGGUCAAGCAGAUACAAGAGACACUCGCGAAAUAUCAGUCAAACACCAAGAUCGUGGUCGGGAGCACUUGUUUAGUCAAACCCAAGGACUUAGUAGAUACGAUAUUCACAAGGGAUCCACUUGAACCCGGACUAGUGUGAAAACUGAAAAAUUAAUGGCUUUGUUGGUUGUUACUAUGUGAUAUUUAAAAGGUGAAGGGCAACAUCAUCAUCAUCAUCAUCAUCAUCAUCAUCAUCAUCAUCAUCAUCAUCAUCAUCAUCAUCAUCAUCAUAUAAGGUCGAAGGCCAUGUACAUGUAGGCAAUGUAAUGUUUGCCAAAUCCCUUAUUUUGAAUUUAACCAGAUUACAUUUGUACAGACAUGAUGUAGUAUGGAGUUGUCAUUGUACAGAUUUGCUUGUCCUCCAAAUUCUGAAGCAAUCAGGCCAACUUAAAAAAGUUCUGUCAUCGAUUAUGUCUGAUUCCGAUAAAUGACAAUGAAGGAUAUAGCGUGUUGUGCGAUGAAAACUGUGUCUGGAUACACCCUGUUUCAGUGAAUUGUUUACUGCAGUUCAAAGAGUUUUCAGAGUAAUCGUGUUUGCAGAAGUCGCGGUUCUUCUGGAAGCCAUUUUUGUACAAUUAAUGGCACAGUACCUCCAAACCCUCUUCAUCUUUGAAUGUGUUGGAAGGCAAUAUUUGACAUAGCUUGCGAAUUCCAGGCAGGCCUAAGGAUACAUCCUGUUUCAGUGAAUUGUUUACUGCAGUUCAAAGAGUUUUCAGAGUAAUCGGGUUUGGAGAAGUUGCGAAGUUGAGAAGUCAGUCUUCUGGAGGCCGUUUUUGUGCUAUUAAAUCAGUAUCUCCAAACCCUCUUCAUCUUUGAAUGCAUUGACCAUUCGUGGGACCAGGGUUAACGGGUUGUAUCUAGCAUUUUGGUGGUUCUGAGAAAAACACCUUUGAAGAUUCAAGACUCAAUGGAAAGGCAGUUGUUUUGAGGAGUGUUUUUGUGUAGGUACACAUCAACGGGUACAGCUACAAGUACGAUUUAAACUUGUAAUUAAAGGUAAUUAAAUGUGCAUUAAUUUAAGAUAAUAAUAUCAAUUUUGACAAAAAUGCAGAUAUACAACAAGUUAACCCUGAGCCCACGAAUUGUCCCAAGGUCAAAUGUACACAUAUCGAAAUUAUUACUGUCGUAUUAGGAAGAAAGUAUUGAGCUUUUUAGCAACUUUAGACCGGAUGUCGAAUAAGGCCAGUUUUCUUUGAGAAUACCCUGUGACUAUUAAGUUAUUGUCAAAUAAAUACGUGUAACUGUUUAAAUAUCAA
This is a messenger RNA of Lineus longissimus, 3284 nucleotides long. RefSeq names its product sec1 family domain-containing protein 2-like. Gene Ontology annotation, biological process: vesicle-mediated transport; intracellular protein transport. The record is from RefSeq and is a predicted model, not a curated record. The transcript has 11 exons. The coding region runs from base 95 to 2128 and encodes 677 amino acids. NCBI's taxonomy places the organism in Eukaryota, Metazoa, Nemertea, Pilidiophora, Heteronemertea, Lineidae.